Xyrauchen texanus (razorback sucker) is the source of this 5044-nucleotide messenger RNA. Its product is annotated as leucine-rich repeat and fibronectin type-III domain-containing protein 4-like. The coding region runs from base 1269 to 4184 and encodes 971 amino acids. The record is from RefSeq and is a predicted model, not a curated record. Lineage: Eukaryota; Metazoa; Chordata; Actinopteri; Cypriniformes; Catostomidae. Gene Ontology annotation, molecular function: protein binding. The transcript has 4 exons.
CAGACAUAUCACCUGCUUGCAAGAGAGGAAAAGAAAACAAAAAGAAAAGAAAGAAAGAAAUUCAAAAAGGAGAAAAGCGGAGCAAGUAGAAGCAAAUGAGAGAAGUAUGGAUGGGAACUGCUAAAAAUAUCCACCACUAAAAAUAUUUUUCACUCUUGUUCUCUGUAGUUUUUCUUUAUUAUUUCUGUCAUUCUCUGGAUACCUGAAUGGUGGGAUUAAAAAUGACUUAAAUUUCAAUCAUCUGUGGCAAGGAAGAAAGAAAAAAGGAUGAAAAAAGAGGUGUUUGUCCUAUGAAGAGAUUCAGUGGCGCACAGCUGGUAAGAGUGAGGGAGUGUUGAACACAGAGAGACAGAGAGAAAUAAAGAGAAGGGAGAGGACCAGAAUCCGGAAGAGAGAGAAAGCGCGUCUUGUUUCUCUUCUGAGGAAGUAAGGAGUUGGAUUUCAGUUUCCCGCAGGACUACUCGACUGGUAAUGGUGGAAAAGCAGGAGCAUCAACACAUCUUUCUGCCAUCCCUCCCUCCCUUCAUCCCUAUCUUUCUCUCUGUGCUUGGGAAGAUCUUUUGCUAUAAGGCAUAAAGGUCUUGGAAUUAGCAACUCACUGGAAUUCUACACUGAAAGAAGAAUGGAACAAACAACUGAAAAGCUGUAAACAUGAAAACAAAGUCAUUCGGAGGAGAACAAAAACAAGGCUCAGACCUGGAAUAAGGAAUAAACAGAGACAGAAAGAGAGAAUGAGUAAGAGAGAGAUGAGGAAGUGUUGAAGGAGAAACUGAGCACAUGAACACUCAUGGCAUUUGGGUGAAAAUGAGGGUGAAGAGGGUUGAGAGGAAGAGGAAAACUGCAGGAAUCUUGGAAAAUUGAGAGAACACCUGGAUAGAUGCAGUAAGAAGUAGAAUAUGCUAUGAGAAUUGUAAAAUACGUCCAGUGGAUAGGUGACACUACUGAAAGGCCCUGUUUCGCAGUAGUAACACUUUAAAAGAGGAAGACAACAUCUUGGUAUUUUCCACAAGCUAAAAUGGAGGAGAUACAAGUGAAACUGAGAGAUUGAAUCAAAUAGAAUCCUCAUGUUUCAAGUGUGUAUGUGGAAACGGGAUAAACCCGCAAACACAAACAGACACACCUCAACCUUGAGAAGGGAUACACACGUGUCUGGAUUAACACACAUCCCUGGUACUAACAAACACAGACAAACACUUGAAAAUGAGCAGCUAAUUGUGACCUAGGAUCCGCACAGACAAGAAAGGUCUGUGGAUCAUUCCCCUAUUACCAUGCAAGACUUCCCACCCCUUCAGCCAUUCAGAAAAUCACACCAAUCCAUCAUUCUGUGCCAUCCUCACAAUAACACACACUCCUCCUCAUUCCCUUCUCACCUGUCUGUUCAUGUCAAAAAGAAUACUCUCAAGCCCUCUGACGAAUUCAGUCAACAUUCUACUUCACUGUGGCCAAAGUUCACCAGCAGAUACUCACCCCAAGACACAUUCUCAUCAACACUGCAAUUGCCAUUACUGCACUGGCUUACACUGGUCACUUGUGCCUGCUUGCUGCCUGCUCUUAUCGGCCCGAUUCCAGGAGCAGUAGCAGGUGAGACGUGGGGCGUGGUGUCGGCAUGCCCCUUCCACUGUGUCUGCAGGAAUCUCUCUGAGUCUCUAAGUACACUCUGUGCUGACAAAGGCCUCCUUUUUGUACCACCAAACAUAGACCGCAGAACUGUUGAGCUUCGUCUUGCCGACAACUUCAUCCGAGAGGUGGGAGGAGCUGAAUUUGUAAACAUGACGGGACUGGUGGAUUUGACGCUAUCCCGAAACACCAUUAGCCACAUCCGGCCAAUGGCGUUUGCAGAUCUGGAAAGUCUACGCUCGUUGCACCUAGAUGGCAACCGACUGACUGAGCUGGGUCAGCGAGACUUAUUAGGCAUGCUAAACUUGCAGCAUCUUAUUCUCAACAAUAACCAACUCAUUAACAUAUCUUCAGAGGCCUUUGAUGACUUUCUCCUCACUCUAGAGGAUUUGGACUUAUCCUACAACAAUCUGCACAAAGUACCCUGGGAUGCCAUUCAGAACAUGGCAAGCCUGCAUACAUUAAACCUAGAUCACAAUCUCAUUAAUCAGAUUGCUGAGGGGUCAUUUAGCGAGCUUUACAAACUAGCCCGUUUGGACAUGACUUCAAAUCGCCUACAGACUUUACCACCUGAUCCAUUGUUUGCCCGAUCACAGACAGGGGUAAUCAGCCCUACACCCUACAAUGCGGUGAUCAACUUGAAUUUUGGGGGUAACCCAUUGCACUGUAAUUGUGAAUUGCUUUGGUUGAGAAGACUAAUACGCAGUGAUGAUAUGGAAACUUGCGCAACACCUAUUAAUUUAGCGGGACGUUACUUCUGGUCUAUUCCUGAGGAGGAAUUUGCAUGUGAGCCUCCACUUAUUACCCGACAUACACACAAACUCUGGGUGCUAGAGGGCCAAAGAGCAAUGCUCAAAUGUCGUGCAAUUGGUGAUCCAGAGCCAAUGGUGCAUUGGGUCUCACCGGAUGACCGCAUCAUUGGCAACUCCAGUCGUACCACAUCUUUCCGAAAUGGCACUCUUGACGUGCUUGUAACUGUUGCCCGUGAUGAUGGUACCUACACUUGCAUUGCAAUCAAUGCUGCAGGCGAGGCCACUGCCCUAGUUGACCUGAAAGUUAUCCCUCUCCCACACCGUGGAAAUGGAACAAUAUUGUUAACUCGUGACCCAGGAUCAUCAGACAUUACCAGAGGGAAGUCCUCCAGUGGGCAAAGCCCUGGUUCGGACAUUAACACUGACCCCGAGGAGGGACGGGAAGAGGGUCAAAUGGAGGUUGAGGAUGGGGACAGCGAAGGUGCUGAGGAACAAUUGGUGGGAGUCCAGGGAGUGACAUCCACUUCAGCGCAAGUGCGAUGGGAUACGGGUCGUUUGACAGCAGCCAACCUUGUGUGGAUGUAUCAAUUGCAGUAUAACUGCACUGCGGAUGAGACUCUAACUUACAGGAUUCUGCCCCCCACUAGUGACAGCUUCCUACUGAAAAACCUGGUCUCUGGAACAGAGUACAAUUUGUGCGUGCUAGCCAUUUUUGAUGACACAGUUACUUCUAUGGCUGCCACAAAGGUCCUUGGUUGCAUGCAGUUUAGCACCAAGGACAAUUACCCUGACUGUCGUUCACUACAAGCCCACUACCUGGGCGGGACUUUAACUAUUCUGGUUGGCGGAGUUGUUGUUGUAACACUGCUGGUGUUUACUGUGGCACUGAUGGUGCGCCACAGUGUGUGCAGUAACCAUGACAAUCUUCAUGAAGUAGGAGAUGAGGCAGGAUGCUCAGGAUCAGACUCCCCAGCUCUUGCUGCUAAGGGAGCUGAUGUCUUCUCUCAGAGCAAUGGUAAUGGGAAUGUGAUGAUGGUGGUUCUGCCCAAUGGGCUUGUUCAAAAACAGAAAGCGUUAGAGGGAGGGUUGGUGUCAGUACCUAAACCAACUUCGAAAGUGAAACCAAAAACCCUGCCAAAGCCCAAAGUGAAUCUGGAGCAGAUCAGGGUGGGAAUAGAAGGUGAGAAAGAUAAAAUGUCUUUGUAUCACACACCCAGUAUUCAUUCCCCAUCUACAUUGCCACGUCUGUCAAGCCAGUCAGGAGCAACACAAAUAAAACUCCACCCUACCAACAGGGACACAGGUAAACGGGCCAGCUUAAGUUGGGCCCCACCCCCAACAUAUAGCGCACAACUCAGUAACAGACGGUACAGCACAGGGGGGGGUAUUGUGGUCCGUCGGGGAGGGAAAGAUAGCCAAUGGAAUUCCUCACUUGUCUAUCAGAGCCCUAUUUUACCAGGCAACAGUUCUGCUCACAGUGCUCUGCGCUAUAAGAGAAGUUCAUCGUUUGAUAUGGGUGAAAUCGCCACAACAGCCUACUAUAGUUACGCCAAGAGACUUAACGUAAUCUGGACCAAACGGAGCCAGUCAUUACAUGGCAUGCUUGUCCAGUGCAGCUCGGCAACAAGCAACUCAACAACCAGCAGUGGCAGUGGAGAUUUUCAGGUGCAACAUUCGCAUGGAUACAUCCGUGCCUACAACAACACUAACUCAAAUUUCAACCCUCCAACAGCAGUGAUAGCAAAGAACCAGCGAUUGAAGGAUAAAGAAAAGGACAAAGACAAAGGGGAAGAACUGGAAGAGAGUGUGGUGUAGGGAGAGAGAUAUGUUGAUUGGUGAGACUCACAAGUAGAUAAAUGGCAUGAGAGGUUGUAAGGAACUCAAGAUGGACAUCAGGAUCAAAGAGAGGAGUUUGAAGGUGAGAUGGAAAGUUUGAAAGUAAAGCUUAGAGAGGCGUUGAAAAUGUUGAAGAUCCCAUAAAAUGUUGAUUGGAUCAAUCGAGAGAAAGAGAGAGAAAACAGGAUAAAAAGCAGCUAAAAAACAGAGAUGAAGUCAAGAACAACUAGGAUAUAGACCUAAAGACAAGUAGCAAUUGCUAACUCACAUGAGAUUGGGGAAAUGUGAUGUCAUUCAAGCACUAAUCAAUAAGCUUGCACGUGAAUUACACAGACAAGAGUCACGGCAAGCGGACAUGCCAAGUCAUGCAAAAUUGAUUGGAUGAGAUUAAUCGAUAAUGGUAUUACAGCUAAUGUGAAAUGUACAGGAUGCAGACCACAAGAUAGGGAUGUGGAAAUGUUUAAAUGGAACAGUGAAAAUGUGAUUUGGGACACAUUUAGAACUUUAAUGGACAUUGGCGGUGGUAUAUCAUUGUUUUUUGUGUGUGAGUGUAUGUGUGUGAGUGUGUAAGUAUUUGUGUGAAGGGUAAAGAGUGGAUAAAUGCACAAAGAAAUAAUCAAAAGUCAUUUUUUUCAACUUUCCCUGUGACCACCAUCGUCCAGUAGGGUAAUGUGUUCUGUGAAGCUGAGAGACUGAAAAAAAUUAUAAUUCCAAGUUAAUAGAAUCAAUCAAUAAAUUAUGUUUUAAAACACCUUUUGAAUGGCGAAAUGGAUGAAAAAGACAACAAUAAGCGAAAGUGUUCAACAAUUUAGUUUCCUUUUUGUUUUUCAUGAAUGAUA